Molecule: messenger RNA, 990 nt
Organism: Pseudomassariella vexata
Lineage: Eukaryota; Fungi; Ascomycota; Sordariomycetes; Amphisphaeriales; Pseudomassariaceae
Exons: 1
Coding region: 141-644 (167 amino acids)
Source: RefSeq, a predicted model, not a curated record
AUAGGUAUUCAUUUCUUCAGAUGACAGAUCAUGCCCGGGAGAUAAACAAAAGAUGAACAUGAGGAUCAACUCCUAAAUUUGCUCAUGUUGAUAUGACCAGCGGGACGUGACUAUUCAUCACACCGGGAAAAGCAAUUUGCAUGCCCCACGCAGCUGCAAGAGACAGACGAGCCAGACCUCCGGUUGGGAGCGCCUCUCAAGUUUUUGAAGGAAGCCCAAAGAUAAUAUGCAAGAUCUCGCGAAGAUUCCUCACUGUCUCAAUUUUGCCCACCACCGGUUCCCUACUCCGGCCGUCCGCCGUCCUUGCGCCGCGAUUCCGGCCCCACCCCGACUUCACCCCGCAGCUCCGUCAAGCCGCCACCGACUAUAAUGACAGCAACCCCGAACAUUACAGGUCUCGCCGGGGUUUGAAUAUACAAACGAUCUCUUCAAAUUCGUCGGGGCUGCGGCAUGUCUUUAGCGCGGAGCAAGCUCGUGACGAGGCACGCCGUGGAAUCCGAAAAUGUGCUUCAAAUCCGCUCCCCUUGUGUUCAAGUUCCGGGGCAAGAUUUUGGUAUCGUUGGGGGAGCUGCCUGCACUGUCCGAGGACCGCCAUUUGGAGCCUGACACGGCGCUGGAUCCAGCCGAUACCAAGGUCUGGAUGAACAGGGAUAAGGGAAGGAUGAACCUUUCUUGGUGAUGGUUAAUGCAGAUAUGUCGGAAUACGUGAAGGGGCUGAACGCCCCGAAUGCAAAUUGGUUUCAGGACAAGUUCGAGGCCCUGCUGUCCCCCUGCUCAGGUUUUGUCCUAAUUCAGCCGGUUAAGUUUGAGGAAACGGAUGUUGGUGCAUCAACAUUGCUCGUCUCGAAACCCUUGAAAGCGAUUCUACCUUGGCGCAAGGAAGACGAUGACGGCUGUGUUGUAGUUCUCGCUUUCAGGGAAGACUUCGUUUUGUACCGGUACGAGAACGGCGAGAUGGCAGUCAGGAGUCACGGCAACUGGCUUCCUGAC